Messenger RNA from Pochonia chlamydosporia 170, 1281 nucleotides. RefSeq lists its product as hypothetical. NCBI's taxonomy places the organism in Eukaryota, Fungi, Ascomycota, Sordariomycetes, Hypocreales, Clavicipitaceae. The transcript has 2 exons. The record is from RefSeq and is a predicted model, not a curated record. The coding region runs from base 1 to 1281 and encodes 426 amino acids.
AUGGCAGAUCCUUUGAGCAUUAGCGCCUCAGUGCUUGCGGUCCUCACAGCCGCCAUUCAGUCGACGAAGUCGCUCUAUGAGGCUGUGAAACGUUUCAAGGAUCGCAACAAAACUUUACGCAGGCUUCAGGAUGAGCUUGAGGAUCUUGGGAAUAUUCUGAACUCACUGAAAGAAGCAAUUGACGCUGAAGCGUCGGUGAUGGCGCUUCUUCAAGGUCCUCUUGACCGAUGCAGCCAGGUGUGUCGCGAGUUCGAGCAGCAGAUGAAGGUAUUCACUGGAAAAUCGAAGACAGGCUUCCGAGAUUGGACUAAAAUGGAGUUUAUGAGAGGCGAUAUCAAUGAUUUUAUAGACACUAUUUCGGGGUAUAAGUCAACGAUCUCAGUCGGCUUGGGCACAAUUACCAUGCAUACAUCUAAAGUCUCCCACCAAGUUCUUCAACAGUAUAACGAGAUGAUACAUGAUACAGCAUAUAAUCUUGAGCUACAUCUGCAGCGAAUAGACGAGAAAAUGGCCGAGCUUACAGUCGAGGAUACGAGUACGACAGGUGUGACAGUUGAUCUGAAUGACGAGAGGGAAGUGACCCAACAGUGCCUUCGUAUUUGUGAAGAUGCGAGGACUUUCAUCGAAAAUUUGACAAAUCGGGAAUCGACUCUACUGCAUGACGCACCCCCGGCCGCAAGUGAUGAUGGCCAAAGCUGCUUUGAAGCACAAUUGUUAACACGCCAGGCUCUGGAUGACAAUCGAGACCGCCUCGCAGCGAUCAGUGGCCGUCUUCAGGAACGUCUUCAGAGCCUACUCUUGGAUGAUGGUCCUCAAAGAGACGAGGAGAGAUUGAAGUUACAGGAAGACAUCAACAUUUCGAAGCAGUGUCUCGAGGUGUGCAAAGUAGCUAAAGAAGUUUCCCACCAGAAGAUUUACAGAAUUGGGGAAGUCGUUGCCGAUGGUGACAGCGAUCAAGUGGUGGUGACGACCUUGGCGGAUCUGUUCGACGUUAAGAAAGCCUUGUCUAAAGGCAACUCGGUGCAGCUGAUUGGCUCAAUGACAGAUGAAACUCUUCAGCACAUGGCUGAGAAGCGUUAUAAUAGUCGGUUUGGAGCGUUAGUCAUCGAUUCUGUUCGUUCUCGAGCCGACCCGUCUUCUGGCCUCGAUACUCACAAAAGUAAGCAAAGUUAUCCUCCUCAGCCAAGGAAUGACGAGCAGCCAACCGGGUCGGAAGCGAGACGUAGUCGGCCAUCUCCCAACGAGAUGAGAAAACGCUUGGCGGAUGACGGCAGGAAAUGA